Colias croceus (clouded yellow) is the source of this 3130-nucleotide messenger RNA. It is a transcript of the gene morula, whose product is annotated as anaphase-promoting complex subunit 2. NCBI's taxonomy places the organism in Eukaryota, Metazoa, Arthropoda, Insecta, Lepidoptera, Pieridae. The transcript has a single exon. The record is from RefSeq and is a predicted model, not a curated record. Bases 275 to 2611 code for a protein of 778 amino acids. Gene Ontology annotation, cellular component: anaphase-promoting complex. Gene Ontology annotation, biological process: ubiquitin-dependent protein catabolic process. Gene Ontology annotation, molecular function: ubiquitin protein ligase binding.
UCAUUUUCAAUUUCAAAAAUUCAAACUUGAAAGUUGAAAACCUCAGACUUCAGAGUCAGACUACAAUCAGACUAUACGAAUUGCGAUGGGCGAUAGCCGAUGGUAACUUAUUUCAAAAUAUAAACUUUAGCGUAUUGUGAUUUGUGUGCAAAGAGAAUACAAAUACUGUUUGUGUGUGGUGUCCAUCACUGAGCAAGUACCAAGUAUUAUAGUAGUGUCCAUCUUUGGUAGAUCUAUAAUUUAAAGAGCUACAAGUGAUUUUCUUUUCUGUAAAAUGUCUCUCAAAGGCGAUGAACUCAAUGUUUAUUGGAAUAAAAUUCACUACGGAUUUCCGAUCCUCAACGAUACUUUAUUUACUGACUGUACUGAGGCUGAAUAUACACAAAUACAAGAAAUAAUAACCAGUUUAGGUAUUCAGGUUAAAAUACGCGAUCUUGUUAUUGUUAACAUGGAAAAAUAUAUGCGUCAACAUAUAGUUCCUACGUUUUGGGCAAAAUUUAUUAAAGUAGAUGAGGAGAUAAAGGGCUUUCAGCUGUUCAAAUCUGCAGUAAAAGACUUAUAUGAAUCAAUGAGAGGUUUUUGUUACAUGCUUAGAAGACUAAUAAGACUAAACAGUGUUUGUCCCAACAAAGGACCUAUUUUGGGUGAGAGGGAUAUUAUUAAUGGAUUUAGGCAACUAGUGAGAUCUACCUUACUAUCACAAUUGCCUGUUGAUUUUCAUGUUAUUAUAACUCAUUUUUAUAAAAUAGCAUUCAAUGUUUUUGAUAAUGAAAAUGAAAAUAAUUCAGAUAUGAGUGUUGACGUUACAUGUGCAGGAUGUUAUAAUGAAUAUUCCGAGUGUAGUUGCUCAUAUAUUGUUAAAGUUUUCCAUGAGACCAACAGGAAACUGAUGGAAUUACAAUUGCUGGAGAGACUUGCUGGACAAGUGCUUACAAAUUUUAUACAAGUAAGAAUGGAAACACACAUACAAAAACUCUGUACUGGAACUUUUGAUGUUUCACAUAUAUCUCAUUUAGAAAAUUGGUUAGAAAAAACUGUAAUAACAUGGUUGACACGAAUAUAUUGUGGAGGAUCAUCAAAAGCGCCACCGGACAAUAAAAAUAUGCAAGAUGCUAUUGACAAAUUUAAUAAAAAAUUGAGCUAUUUCUUGUAUCAUACAUAUAUGAAACUAAGAAUUGAUCAGUUAUUUAACAUAAUUAUUGAAUAUCCCGAUUCUCAGCCUGCUAUUGAAGAUAUCAAAGCUUGUUUGAAUAAAACAGAUCUGUGUGCCUCAUUGUGUAAAAAAUUACAAACUGCUUUAGAGACCCGACUUCUGCACCCAGGAGUAAAUACACCAGAUAUACUUACAGCUUAUAUUUCCACUAUCAGAGCCCUUCGAUAUUUAGAUCCAUCUGGAGUCAUUUUAGAAAAAGUCACAAGGCCUGUUCGUAGUUACUUAAGGAAUAGAGAAGAUACUGUUCGCAGUGUUGUCAGUAGUUUGACAGAAGAGGGAUCUGGUAGUGAGUUAGCUGAGGAAUUAGCUAAAUAUGCAGCUACUACAGGGGAAGAGAUUGACCAGGAAGAGGCCUGGGAUGAGUGGGUUCCUGAGCCUGUGGAUGCAGAUCCCAAACAAAAACCUACCAAUAAUAGAAGCAAUGAUAUUAUAUCAAUGCUUGUUAAUGUUUAUGGCAGUAAAGAAUUAUUUGUUAAUGAAUAUAGAACUCUCUUAGCAGAUAGAUUGUUAGCACAAAGUGUAAUCAACACUGAAAAGGAGAUACGAUACUUGGAGUUGUUGAAAAUAAAGUUUGGAGAGUCUCACUUACACUUUUGUGAAGUAAUGUUAAAAGAUAUUUCAGAUUCUAAGAGAAUUAAUGCUCUCAUUCAACAGGAUGCAAACUUUGCAGAUUUAAAUCAAAAAUUUACAUCAAAUGCAAUGAUAUUAUCUGCUCAAUUCUGGCCCCCCUUUAAGGAUGAAAGUUUGGAAUUACCAGAGGAAAUUAAACAUCAUUUAGAAAAAUAUACAAAAGCUUAUGAGGCAUUAAAAGGGAACAGAACUUUAAGUUGGAAACCUCAUCUGGGCAAUGUUAAUAUUGAGAUUGAAAUUGGUGAGAAAAAAUUAGAUUUGACUGUGUCACCAUUUAAUGCAACUUUAAUUAUGCACUUUCAAACAAAACCAGAAUGGUCAAUUGAUGAACUUCAUCAGAUAAUGCAAGUGCCAGUAAAUGUAUUGAGAAGAAAAAUAACCUACUGGCAGUCACUCGGUCUCAUCUCUGAGAAGUCUCCCGAUGUGUAUGUAGUCGUUGAGGAAUCUGAGGCGAAUAAAUCAAAUGUAACAUCAAAUCAGGUGCAAGAAAUGAUUUGUGAAGAUGACGAAAGUGAGAGUGUGAUGGCCUCAGUACAUGACCAAAGAGAAGGUGAACUUCAGAUGUUCUGGUCAUAUAUUGUUGGUAUGUUAACCAACUUAGAAACUUUGCCAUUAGAGCGAAUACAUCAAAUGCUCAAAAUGUUUGCUUCACAAGUUCCUGGCGCAGAAUGCCAUAUGCUAGAACUGAAGCAAUUUUUGGAUACAAAAGUACGAACACAUCAACUUGUAUUGCAGAGUGGCAUGUAUAAGUUGCCAAAGAAUAAUUGAGUAAGUGUGUAGUUAUUUAAAGUAUUUAUGUUCAAAUAAAAUAGAUUUUGUCAUCUCAUAAAACUCAAUCUUAGAAAGACUUAUGUAUCGUAAAAAUAAUAAAAAAAAACACCAGUUUGGAAUGUAGAAAGCUGCCAGCAAAAAACUGUAGUUCAAAACCAUUUGUAAAGAACUACAUUCUAAAUAAUAAUGAUGCAGAAUCCAAGGGUUCUUAAGCAAUUCCAUGGAUUAUCAUCUUAUUCAUUUAUCCUCGAACCUUGUAUGCCUCUGAAUCUCUCUAUUGUGUUUUAACAAAGUUUGUAAAUUCAGUAUUACUGAACAUUAAACUUUUAAGAAUCUUAUUGUAAUAAAAAUUGUAUAUCUAUAAAUGAAAAAAAUUCCUUGUUUCAUAACAUUACCUAAACCUUCUUAUGGUGUCUAUGUUCAUGUGUGUGUAGUGUGUAUGUAUCGUAGCAAAAGUUAAACGAUUUAUUUGAAGAUCUGAUGUAUUGAAGGUUAAAUUAAAUACAAAUAAAGGUA